AUGGCGCCGUCUAUAAAGCUCAGCACCAUGGCUACCAGCCUUCAUCGAGCCCACGGCACCUCCGCCCUCCUCCGCGGCCCCCGUCUCUGGGCACCCCGACUCUCCUCCAUCCACGCGACACCCACGAUUGCCAACCUCCGAGCUUCCUUCACCACAUCCUCCCCCCGCCUCUUUGCGCCCAAUGGCAGCGCCAAAGAUGAACCGAAACCCGCACUUUCCACCGUACCCAAGACCACCGGUCGAGGCCCUUCCGAUCCCCUCGCCGCCAUUGAUAAAACCGCGCAGGAACAGCGCAAGGCCGAUUGGGCCAUCAUGAAGGAAAUGUCCAAAUACCUGUGGCCCAAGGGCAGCUGGGGCGACAAGGCACGAGUACUGCUAGCUAUCGGCUUGCUCGUCGGUGGCAAGGUGCUCAACGUCCAGGUGCCCUUCUACUUCCGCGAGAUUGUCGACUCGCUCAACAUUGACUUUUCUACAACGGGCGGGUCUGUCACGGCCGUGGCGGGCGCCAUGAUCCUGGGUUACGGUGCGGCUAGGGUAGGCGCUGUGGUUUCGCAGGAAUUGAGGAAUGCCGUCUUUGCGUCGGUGGCGCAAAAGGCCAUUCGCAAGGUUGCGAGGAACACCUUUGAGCAUCUGUUAAAUCUGGAUCUGAGCUUCCAUCUGUCCAAGCAGACGGGUGGUUUGACCAGGGCUAUCGACCGUGGUACCAAGGGCAUCAGCUUCCUCUUGACCAGCAUGGUAUUCCACAUUGUCCCGACCGCCCUGGAAAUCAGCAUGGUCUGCGGUAUUUUGACCUACAACUUUGGCUGGCAGUAUGCCGCUCUUACGGCCCUGACCAUGGUCAGCUACACGGCCUUCACCAUUCUCACGACAGCCUGGCGCACAAAGUUCCGUCGCCAAGCCAACGCGGCAGACAACAAGGCCUCGACCAUUGCUGUCGAUUCCCUCAUCAACUACGAAGCCGUCAAGUACUUCAACAACGAAGCCUACGAGGUCGGCCGCUACGACAAGGCCCUCGCCCAAUACGAGAAGAACAGCAUCAAGGUCGCCACUUCACUCGCCUUUCUCAACUCGGGUCAAAACAUCAUCUUCUCCUCCGCCUUGACGGUCAUGAUGUACAUGGGCGCCCACGGCGUCGCUACCGGCCAGCUCACCGUCGGCGACCUGGUCUUGAUCAACCAGCUCGUCUUCCAGCUUUCCGUCCCGCUCAACUUCCUCGGUUCCGUCUACCGCGAAUUGCGCCAGUCCCUCCUCGACAUGGAAACCCUCUUCAACCUUCAAAAAGUCAACGUGACCAUCAAGGAGCAACCCAACGCCAAGCCCCUCGCUCUCACCCGCGGCGGCGAGAUCGAGUUCAAGAACGUCACCUUCGGCUACCACCCCGAGUCGCCCAUCCUGCGCGAUCUAAGUCUCACCAUCCCCGCCGGCAAAAAGGUCGCCAUCGUCGGGCCUUCCGGGUGCGGCAAGUCCACCCUUCUCCGUCUGCUGUUCAGGUUCUACGACCCCCAAAAGGGCGCCAUCUACAUUGACGGCCAAGACAUCCGCUCCGUCACCUUGGAGUCUCUCCGUAGAGCCAUCGGCGUCGUCCCGCAGGACACGCCCCUCUUCAACGACACAGUCGAGCACAACAUCCGCUACGGCAACCUAUCCGCCACACCGGAGCAAGUCAUCGAAGCCGCCAAGGCCGCGCACAUCCACGAGAAAAUCAUUUCCUGGCGAGACGGGUACAACACCAAGGUGGGCGAGCGUGGACUAAUGAUUUCCGGCGGCGAGAAGCAACGAUUGGCUGUUUCGCGUCUCAUCUUAAAGGACCCACCGCUGUUGUUCUUUGACGAGGCGACGAGUGCGCUGGAUACGCAUACGGAGCAGGCGCUGAUGGAGAAUAUCAAUGCCAUUCUUAAGGGUUUGGGCCAAAAGGGGGAGAAGAAGACGAGUCUGUUUGUGGCGCAUCGGUUGAGGACGAUUUAUGAUUCGGAUUUGAUUAUUGUGUUGAAGGAAGGGAGGGUGGCGGAGCAGGGCACGCAUCGGGAGUUGAUGGAAAGGAAUGGCGUGUAUGCGCAGUUGUGGAGGGCGCAGGAGAUGUUGAUGACGGAGGAGGGGGAGGUCAAGAAGGGGGAGAAGGAAGUGGUUGAGAAGAAGACGGCGUAAUGGGGGGAAAUGGGAAAGGGGGUGGAGGGGAGAGGAGAGGAGAUGAGAUAUAUAGAUGGGGCACUUUUUCUUGCAUAGAACUCUUGGACAUACCUACACACAUACAUAUAUAGUUUUGGUCUGGAGGAGUUCAAAAUCGACUUUUGAUACCUUU
Neurospora tetrasperma FGSC 2508 is the source of this 2299-nucleotide messenger RNA. RefSeq names its product iron-sulfur clusters transporter atm-1, mitochondrial. Gene Ontology annotation, biological process: transmembrane transport; intracellular iron ion homeostasis. Lineage: Eukaryota; Fungi; Ascomycota; Sordariomycetes; Sordariales; Sordariaceae. Gene Ontology annotation, cellular component: mitochondrial inner membrane. The transcript has a single exon. Bases 1 to 2145 code for a protein of 714 amino acids. The record is from RefSeq and is a predicted model, not a curated record. Gene Ontology annotation, molecular function: ATP hydrolysis activity; ABC-type transporter activity; ATP binding.